Molecule: messenger RNA, 947 nt
Organism: Diorhabda sublineata
Lineage: Eukaryota; Metazoa; Arthropoda; Insecta; Coleoptera; Chrysomelidae
Gene: bigmax
Product: max-like protein X
Exons: 5
Coding region: 181-795 (204 amino acids)
Biological process (GO): regulation of transcription by RNA polymerase II
Cellular component (GO): nucleus
Molecular function (GO): DNA-binding transcription factor activity, RNA polymerase II-specific; RNA polymerase II cis-regulatory region sequence-specific DNA binding; protein dimerization activity
Source: RefSeq, a predicted model, not a curated record
GGAUAUCUAUGUUUUGGUUUCCCAUGAACUGUAUGACGUUUUAUUUUUGUAUGACUUCGUGAUUUGGAUUAAUUUUAUUUGUAAAAUAUAUGUACAUAGUAGAUUAUAACAUGCUUCCAUUUGUUUAUUGUUAAAUUUUCUGAAAGUGUUAAUUAGUAAUAUUUGCAAAAUUGAGUAAAAAUGCCUCGUGAACAUAUCAAAUCAACAAAUUCUGCUGCUGUUACAAAUAACUCUGAAGAAGAUGAGGAAGUGGAAAGUAAAACAUCACCAAUGAGUUAUAAGGACCGUCGUAGAGAAGCUCACACUCAAGCAGAACAGAAACGAAGGGAUGCCAUUAAAAAAGGAUACGACACUUUACAAGAGUUAGUUCCAACAUGUCAACAACCAGAUGUUUCAGGUUAUAAACUAAGCAAAGCUACCGUACUUCAAAAAUCCAUAGAUUACAUCCAAUACCUACAGAUGCAAAAGAAAAAACAAGAAGAAGAACGCAAUGCUUUAAGAAAAGAAGUCAUAGCAUUGACAAUAAUGCAAACCAAUUACGAACAGAUUGUUAAAGCGCAACAAUCUCAGCCAGGACAUAUGGAAACUCGAGUUUCUGAUGAAGUGAAGUUUUCAGUGUUUCAGGCAAUAAUGGACCAACUUUUUUCAACGUUUAGUGCCGUAUCAGUGAAUAAUUUUCAUGAAUUAUCAGCCGGAGUGUGUAGUUGGUUAGAAGAUUGUUGUAAACCUCAGACACUCAAAGAUACAGUCUUUCAAGUUUUACGUAGACAUAAUACACAAAUGCGUGGACAAUAAUGAGAUUUAUAUCUUAUAAGAUAUGGUUUAAUGUAUAUUUGAAACCUGUUCUGUAAAUUAUACAACAAUUUCCUCAUCGACUUGUGAUUAAUUAUAUUAAAUGUUACAAUUAUUAUAUCAAUACAUUCUAAUAAGCAAAUUAUAUAAAUUAC